This is a messenger RNA of Leptonychotes weddellii (Weddell seal), 9092 nucleotides long. The record is from RefSeq and is a predicted model, not a curated record. Lineage: Eukaryota; Metazoa; Chordata; Mammalia; Carnivora; Phocidae.
AUGGCCUGGGGCCCCCUGGCUCGACUCCUGCUGGCCUGGACGGCCCUGUUGUGCGUGGUGGGAGUCCAGGGCCGUUGGGACAGGGCCUUGGAGUCUGCAGGCCCUGGACGUGUGCACGGGCCCAAUGUGUGCGGCUCCCGUUUCCACACCUACUGCUGCCCCGGCUGGAGGACGUUGCCAGGCGGGAACCAGUGUGUCGUUCCCGUCUGUAGGCACGCCUGCGGCGAGGGCUUCUGCUCCCGACCCAACCUUUGUGCCUGUGCUGAUGGGCAGCUGGCCCCCAGCUGUGGGGUGAGCCGAGGGUCGGGGUGCAGCGUGAGCUGCAUGAAUGGGGGCAGCUGCCGAGGGGAGUCCUGCCUGUGCCAGAGGGGCUACACAGGCACUGUGUGUGGGCAGCCUGUCUGCGACCGUGGUUGCCACAACGGGGGCCGCUGCAUCGGACCCAACCACUGCGCCUGUGUGUACGGCUUCAUGGGGCCUCAGUGUGAGAGAGACUACCGGACGGGCCCCUGCUUUGGCCAAGUCGGCGCUGAGGGCUGCCAGCACCAGCUCACGGGCCUCGUGUGCACUAAGGCUCUCUGCUGUGCUACCGUGGGCCGUGCCUGGGGCCUCCCGUGCGAGCGCUGCCCCGCACAACCGCACCCCUGCCGCCGAGGCUUCAUCCCCAAUAUCCGCACAGGGGCCUGCCAAGAUGUGGAUGAGUGCCAGGCGGUCCCAGGCUUGUGCCAGGGGGGCAGCUGCAUCAACACUGUGGGCUCCUUCGAGUGCCGCUGCCGGACGGGACACCGGCUCAGUGAGAACAGCGCCAAGUGUGAAGAUGUGGAUGAGUGUCUCAGCAUGCCGGGCCUCUGCUCUGGGGGCGACUGCACCAACACCCUCGGGAGCUUUGUGUGCACCUGUCCCCGUGGGUUUGCCAGCAGCCUGGACGGCUCCCGCUGCCUGGACCACCGGGCCGGCACCUGCUUCUCUGUACUGAUCGUGGGCCGCUGUGCUGGAGACCUCGCCGGCCAUUAUACUCAGAGACGGUGCUGCUGUGACAGGGGCAGGUGCUGGGCACCUGGCCCAGCCCCUGAGCCAUGUCCUCUGCGGGGCUCUGAUGAGUUCCAGCGACUGUGUGUGCAGGGGCUCCCGCUGCUGCCCUCCUCCCCUGGCCCCUUCCCUGGUCUCCCUGGCUUUGGGUCCAACGGUGUGGGUCCUGGCCUUGGGCCGGCGCGGCACAGCCCCCAUGGCUCCAGUGGGCGUGGUGUUCCCAGCCUGGGCCUUGGCAAUGCCCACAUUGGCACAGCCACCUUGAACCAGACCAUCGACAUCUGCCGACACUUCACCCAUCUGUGUCUCAACGGCCGCUGCCUGCCCACCCCCUCUAGCUACCGCUGCGAGUGUAACGCGGGCUACACGCAGGACGUUCGAGGGGAGUGCAUCGACGUGGACGAAUGCGCCAGCAGCCCCUGCCACCAGGGAGACUGCGUCAACACCCCCGGCUCCUACCGCUGCCGGUGCCGCGAGGGCUUCCAGGCGACGCGGGCCAAGCAGGCGUGCGUGGACGUGGACGAGUGCCUUGCCGGCAGCAGCCUCUGCCACCACGGCCGCUGCGUCAACACGGAGGGCAGCUUCCGGUGUGUCUGCAACGCGGGCUUCGAGCUGGGCCCCGGCGGCAAGAACUGUGUGGAUCACAACGAGUGUGCCACCACCACCAUGUGCGCCAAUGGAGUGUGCAUCAACGAGGACGGCAGCUUCACGUGUCUCUGCAAAUCCGGCUUCCUGCUGGCGCCCGGUGGCCGCUACUGCGUGGACAUCGAUGAGUGCCAGACUCCGGGCAUCUGCAUGAACGGCCACUGCACCAACACCGAGGGCUCCUUUCGCUGCCACUGCCUGGGGGGGCUGGCCGUGGGCGCGGACGGCCGCGUGUGCGUGGACACCCAUGUGCGCACCACCUGCUAUGGAGCCCUGGAGCAGGGCUCCUGCGCCCACCCCUUCCCUGGUGCGGUCACCAAAUCCGAGUGCUGCUGCGCUAGCCCAGACCACGGAUUUGGGGAGCCCUGCCAGCCGUGUCCCGCCAAGAACUCUGCCGAGUUCCAGGUUCUGUGCAGUAGCGGCCUGGGCAUCACCACCGACGGUAGAGACAUCAACGAGUGCGCCCUGGACCCCGACGUCUGCACCCACGGCGCGUGUGAGAACCUGCGCGGCAGCUACCGCUGCGUCUGCAGCCCGGGCUACGAGGCGGGCGCGGCCGGCAAGGAGUGCGUGGACGUGGACGAGUGCGCUCGCAACAGCCUCCUGUGUGGCAACGGCUGGUGCCGGAACAACCCCGGCAGCUACAGCUGCUCCUGCGCCCAGGGCUUCGGCUUCCGGCAGGACACGGAGACCUGCGAAGACAUCAACGAGUGCCUGUCCAACCCCUGUGUCAAUGGCGCGUGCCGGAACCUGGCCGGUUCCUAUGCCUGCGAAUGCGCCCCUGGCAGCCGGCUGGGGCCCUCCGGCACCAUGUGCCUUGAUAGCACCAAGGGCACCUGCUGGCUCAAGGUGCAGGAGGGCCGCUGUGAAGCGAACCUGCGCGGAGCCCCCCUGCGGUCCGAGUGCUGUGCUACCCUGGGCGCUGCCUGGGGGAGCCCCUGCGAACGCUGUGAGCCCGACCCUGCCUGUGCCCGUGGCUUUGCCCGCAUGACGGGGCUCACCUGUGAAGAUGUGAACGAGUGCGAGGUCUUCCCCGGGGUCUGUCCCAAUGGGCACUGCUUCAACACUGCUGGCUCCUUCCGCUGCGUGUGCCCCGACGGCUUGACACUGGACACCACGGGCCGGCUGUGCGUGGACAUGCGCCUGGAGCCGUGUUUCCUGCGUUGGGACGAGGACGAGUGUGGGGUCGCCCUGCCCGGCAAGUACCAGAUGGACAUCUGUUGCUGCUCCGUGGGGGCCGCCUGGGGGGCUGCGUGCGAGGAGUGCCCAGAGCGCGCGUCCCCGGCGUUUGCCAGCCUGUGUCCCCGGGGGCCGGGCUUCGCCAGCUGGGACUUGCUGUCAGGCCAGCCCUUCUAUAGAGAUGUGAAUGAGUGCAAGGCGUUCCCCGGCCUCUGUGUGCACGGCACCUGCAGGAACACUGUGGGCAGCUUCCACUGCUCCUGUGCGGGGGGCUUCGCCCUGGAUGCUCAGGGAAGGAACUGCACAGACAUUGACGAGUGCCACAUCUCCCCUGACCUCUGUGGCCAGGGCACCUGUGUCAACACCCCGGGCAGCUUUGAGUGCGAGUGUUUCCGUGGCUACGACAGUGGCUUCAUGCUGAUGAAGAACUGCGUGGACGUGGACGAGUGUGUGCGGGACCCGCUGCUGUGCCGGGGCGGUACCUGCACCAACACGGAGGGGAGUUACACGUGUCAGUGCCCCCCUGGACAUGCGCAGACGGCCCAGGGCACCGCCUGUGAGGAUGUCGACGAGUGUUCCCUGAGUGACGGCCUGUGUCCCCACGGCCACUGUGUCAACGUCAUUGGGACCUUCCAGUGCUCCUGCCAUGCUGGCUUCCAGAGCACGCCUGACCACCAGGGCUGCAUGGACAUAAACGAAUGCCAUGCCGGGAAUGGUGGCUGUGACGUGCACUGCACGAACACGGAGGGCAGCUACCACUGUGGUUGCGGCCGUGGCUACUCACUGAUGCCCGACGGGAGGGCGUGUGCAGACGUGGAUGAGUGUGCGGAGAACCCGGACAUCUGCGACGGGGGCCAGUGUGCCAACAUGCCAGGGGACCACCACUGCUUAUGCUAUGACGGCUUCAUGGCCACACUGGACGGGAGGACGUGCGUUGACGUGAACGAGUGUGACCUGAGCCCCCACAUUUGCCUCCACGGGCACUGUGAGAACACAAAAGGUUCCUUUGUCUGCCACUGCCGCCCGGGUUACGUCAUCAGGAAGGGGGCCACGGGCUGCUCCGAUGUGGACGAGUGUGAGCUUGGGGGACACAGCUGUGACAGUCACGCUUCCUGCCUCAACGUCCCUGGGAGUUUCAGCUGCAGGUGCCAGCCAGGCUGGGUGGGGGAUGGCUUCGCAUGUCACGACCUGGAUGAGUGUGCCUUCCCAGAGCAUUGGUGCAGCCUGAGAGCUGACUGUUUGAACGCUCCCGGUUCCUACCGCUGCGUCUGCCGCCUCGGCUUCACCGGGGACGGCUUCUCCUGUGAAGACAGGGACGAAUGUGCCGAGGACGUGGACCUCUGCGAGAACGGGCAGUGCCUCAAUGCCCCCGGCGGGUACCGCUGUGAGUGUGAGAUGGGCUUCGGCCCCACGGAGGACCACCGCGCCUGCCGGGAUGUGGACGAGUGUGUCCUCGGGAACCUCUGCGUGUUCGGGAGCUGCGAGAACCUGCCCGGAAUGUUCCGCUGUGUCUGUAGUGGGGGCUACGAGCUGGACCGCGGUGGGGUCAACUGCACGGAUGUCAAUGAGUGCGCAGACCCCGUGAACUGCAUCAAUGGCCUGUGUAUCAACACCCCCGGAAGCUACCUCUGCAGCUGCCCCCAGGAUUUUGAGCUGAACCCCAGCGGCGUGGGCUGUGUGGACACCCGGGUCGGGAACUGCUUCCUGGACACGCAUGACCGAGGGGACGGUGGCAUUUCCUGCACUGUGGAGAUCGGGGUUGGCAUCACCCGCGCAUCCUGCUGUUGCUCCCUGGGACGGGCCUGGGGCAACCCCUGUGAACCGUGCCCGAUGGCCAACACCACUGAGUACAGAACCUUGUGCCCCGGGGGCGAGGGCUUCCGGCCCAACCCCAUCACUGUCAUCCUGGAAGACAUUGAUGAGUGCCAGGAGCUGCCUGGGCUGUGUCAGGGGGGCGACUGUGGCAACACGUUCGGCAGCUUCCAGUGUGCAUGCCCCCCUGGCUACCACCUCAAUGGGGACACCCGCACUUGUGAGGACAUCGACGAAUGCUCUGCACACUCGGGCAUCUGCGGCCCUGGUACCUGCUACAACACCCUGGGGAACUACACCUGUGUCUGCCCCGCGGAGUACCUGCAAAUCAACGGUGGCAACAACUGCAUGGACAUGAGGAAGAGCAUCUGCUUCCGGCACUAUAAUGGUACAUGUGGAAAUGAGCUGGCGUUUAACGUGACCCGGAAGAUGUGCUGUUGCUCGUACAACAUUGGCCAGGCCUGGAACAGACCCUGUGAGGCCUGCCCCACCCCUGCCAGCUUGGACUACCAGAUCCUGUGCGGACACCAGGCCCCUGGCUUCGUCAUUGACAUCCACACAGGGAAGCCCCUCGCCGGCCACGAGUUGUGGAGCCCUGGGCAGGUUCCUGCAUGCAGUGCCACUCCUCUUGACCGGCUUCGUGGCAUUCCACGGGUGGACCCAUGCUGCGUCAUGAGCCCGUCCCCCCUGGGUGGGCACUGGGUUCCCUUUCUGUACAGACGGAACGAGUGUCGGGAGAUCCCAAACGUCUGUAGUCAUGGCGACUGCGUGGACACAGAGGGCAGCUACACAUGCCUUUGUCACCGUGGCUUCCGCGCCUCGGCGGACCAGACCCUGUGCUUGGACGUCGACGAGUGUGACCAGCAGCCGUGUGGAAAUGGGACCUGUAAGAACAUUGUCGGCUCCUACAACUGCCUCUGCUUCCCCGGCUUCGUGGCAGCACCCAGUGGAGAUUGCGUGGACGUGGAUGAGUGCACCACUCUGGUGGGGCAGGUGUGCCAAUUUGGCCAGUGCCUUAACACAGCUGGCUCCUUCCACUGCAUCUGCCAGGAUGGCUUCGAGCUCACAGCCGACGGGAAGGACUGUGUGGACACCAACGAGUGUUUCAGCUUCACGGGAACCUGCCUGCCAGGCACUUGCCAGAACCUUGAGGGCUCCUUCCGCUGCGUCUGUCCCCCUGGCUUCCAGGUGCAGAAUGACCGCUGUGUUGACACCGACGAGUGCUCGGAGGAGCCCAACCUCUGCCUCUUUGGCACCUGUACCAACAGCCCUGGGAGCUUCCAGUGCCUCUGCCCGCCUGGUUUCGUCCUCUCCGACAACGGGCACCGUUGCUUUGACACGCGGCAGAGUUUCUGCUUCACCCGUUUUGAGGCCGGGAGGUGCUCUGUGCCCAAAGCUUUCAACACCACCAAGGCCCAGUGCUGCUGCAGCCAGAGGCCUGGCGAGGGCUGGGACGACCCCUGUGAGCUGUGUCCUCAGGAGGGCAGCGCUGCCUUUCAGGAGCUCUGCCCCUUUGGCCACGGGGCCGUCCCAGGCCCGGAUGACUCUCGGGAAGACGUGAACGAGUGUGCGGAGAGCCCCGGCGUCUGCACCAACGGCCUGUGCGUCAACACCGACGGCUCAUUCCGCUGCGAGUGUCCCUUUGGCUACAGCCUGGACUUCACAGGCAUCCGCUGUGUGGACACGGACGAGUGCUCCGUCGGGCACCCCUGCGGCCGAGGCACCUGCACCAACGUCAUCGGAGGCUUCGAAUGCGCCUGCGCCGACGGCUUCGAGCCUGGCCCCACGAUGACCUGCGAGGACGUGGACGAGUGCUCCCUGAACCCCCUGCUCUGCGCCUUCCGCUGCCGCAACACCGAGGGCUCCUACGUGUGCACCUGCCCGGCCGGCUACGCCCUGCGGGAGGACGGCGCCAUGUGCCGAGAUGUGGACGAGUGUGCGGACGGUCAACAGGACUGCCACGAGCGGGGCAUGCUGUGUAAGAACCUCAUCGGCACCUUCGCCUGCGUCUGCCCCCCAGGCCUGCGGCCUCAGCCCAGCUCCGGGGAGGGCUGCACAGAUGAGGAUGAAUGUCGUGCCCAGCCCAGCCUGUGUACCAACGGACACUGUAUCAACACCGCGGGCAGCUUCCAGUGUGACUGCAACAAGGGUUUCCGGCUCAGCCCCGCCGGCACCGAGUGUCAUGACGUCCGGCAGGGGCCCUGCUUCUCCGAGGUGCUGCAGGCCGUGUGCCAGGCUCAGUCGAGCAGCGGUGAGGCCGUCACGAGGGCCCAGUGCUGCUGUGGGGGCGGCCGGGGCUGGGGGCCCCGCUGUGUGCUCUGUCCCCUGCCUGGCACCUCUGCCCACAGGACCCUGUGCCCCCACGGCCCGGGCUACACCGCUGAAGGCCAAGAUGUGGACGAGUGCCACAUGCUUGCUCACCUGUGCCCCCAUGGUGAGUGCAUCAACAGCCUUGGCUCCUUCCACUGUCGCUGCCAGUUUGGGUAUACGUCAGAUGCUGCUGCCACAGCCUGUCUGGAUGUAGAUGAGUGUGGCCAGGCCCCCACACCAUGCGCCUUCCUCUGCAAAAACACUGAGGGCGGCUUCCUGUGUGCCUGCCCCCGAGGCUACCUGCUGGAGGAGGACGGCAAGACCUGCAGAGACCUGGACGAGUGCUCCUCUAGGCAACACAACUGCCAGUUUUUCUGCGCCAACACCAUCGGCUCCUUCACCUGCCGCUGUCCCCCCGGCUUCACGCAGCACCACCAGGCCUGCCUUGACAAUGACGAGUGCUUGGCUCAGCCUGGCCCGUGUGGCACCCACGGGCGCUGUCACAACACGCCCGGCAGCUUCCGCUGUGAGUGCCACCAAGGCUUCGCCCCGGACAGCUCAGGCCGAGGCUGUGAAGACGUGGAUGAGUGUGACGGGCCCCAUCGCUGCCCGCAUGGCUGUCAGAACGAGCUGGGGGGCUACCGCUGUGGCUGUCCCCAGGGCUUCACCCCGCACUCCCAGUGGAGCCAGUGUGUGGACGAAAACGAGUGUGCGCUGUCCCCUGCGGCCUGUGGCAGCGCCUCCUGCCACAACAUGCUGGGCGGCUUCCGCUGCGUCUGCCCCUCUGGCUUUGACUUUGACCAGGCCCUGGGGGGCUGCCAGGACCUAGAUGAGUGUGCCGCCCGGGGAGGCCCCUGUAGCUACAGCUGCACCAACACCCCUGGCGGCUUCCUGUGUGGCUGUCCCCAAGGCUACUUCCGGGCCGGGCAAGGGCACUGUGUCUCUGGCCUGGGCUUCAGCCCUGGACCCCAGGAGGCCCCAGACGAGGAGGAGCUGCUCUCAUCCGAAGCCUGCUAUGAAUGCAAGAUCAAUGGCCUCGCCCCUCGUGACCGGCCACAGCGCAGCGCCUACGGGGGCCACCAGGUGAGCCUGGCCAGCCUUGACUCGGAGGCCCCACUGACCUUGGGCCUGAACCUCUCACGCCUGGGCGGGGCUGAGCACAUUCUGGAGCUGCGGCCAGCCCUGGAGAGCCUGCGGGGACGGGUCCGCUAUGUCAUUGCCCGUGGCAAUGGGCCAGGUUUCUUCCGCAUGCAUCACCUCCGGGGCCUCAGCUCCCUGCAGCUGGGGCGACGGAGGCCAGGGCCUGGAACCUACCAGCUGGAGGUGGUGAGCGUGGCAGGGCCCUGGGGCACCUGGCCGAAGGGGCAGCUGACACCAGGGGGCGGGGCCUUGCGGCUGAAGGUGCAUCUGCGGCUGCUGUAACUGGAAGGAGCCCGCACCUCCUGCCUGACCUCAGGCCCCUCCCGCAGCCCCCUCUCUGGAGUCCCUGCAUGCGCACUGCCCCAUCCUUGCCUCUUCCGGCAGGAUUUGGGGGAAACUGAUGUCACUCAGCUCACUGCACACCGCAGAGAGACCCUGGUGACCCUGGUGAAGCCUUGGCCUCGGGUGCGCCCCAGGGCCCCCCAUUCAUCCUCUUCUCCUGAACGGCAGAUUCUGGAGUUGGGGGGCUACCGAUCCCACCAGCAAUGGGAUCACUGACCAGGUGGAACCCCAAAACUCAGGAAGAGUAAAAUGUGAUUCUGCGACCUCAGGCGAACCCAGCCUCUGCCCAGGGGGACCCCAACAUUGCGCCUUGUCUGGAGACAGCUGGAAGCCAUGGCAUGCACCGCCCUCCUCCACCAACCAGGGUCAAGGAGGGGCCUGUGAUUCACCGUAGCUGGUCAGUCUCAGGCUUACACUGCUGCACUGCCCCAGGGCUCACCCCUGGGGCGUGGUGGGACAUGGGAACGGACAGCUGGGGUGGGCCUGGGCCUUGGCCCUCCGAGCCAAAGAGCCUCUGGGGCCCCAGCCAGAGUUGGUGACACGCAGCCAUGCUCGAGCCCCCGGUGGGGUGGGCUAGGGUUCCAGCCUGCUUUUAUAUCAGAAGCAGAGACAACAAUAAAGUUAUUUUGGGUUGA